Messenger RNA from Zootermopsis nevadensis, 2738 nucleotides. Its product is annotated as WD repeat-containing protein 46. Gene Ontology annotation, molecular function: protein binding. Gene Ontology annotation, cellular component: nucleolus; 90S preribosome; small-subunit processome. Gene Ontology annotation, biological process: maturation of SSU-rRNA from tricistronic rRNA transcript (SSU-rRNA, 5.8S rRNA, LSU-rRNA). The record is from RefSeq and is a predicted model, not a curated record. Lineage: Eukaryota; Metazoa; Arthropoda; Insecta; Blattodea; Termopsidae.
UUUCUACGAGUGCUGUUGCCAGAAGUUAGCAAACUGUUAGAAUAACCUGUGGUACGUGUUGUAUGUAGUUGUACCGCGUGGUGUUGGAGAGCUAUAACCAAAAAACACAACGUACUGUUACCAGUAGUAUUAGAAAUCUGCUUAUGAUACAGGUCUUGUCAACGUGCUGUGCGAGCCAUAAUAUUUUGCUAAGAUGGAUCACUGUAUUGCACGAGACGUAGCUGAAGGAAUUUAGAAGUGGCCAAAGACAGAACUUAUCUAGUGCUGAGCUAUUGUAUUGCGAAUAGUAGAGAAUAUUACGCGUAAUUUCUGGCUCGAAUUGUGGUGUUGACGAUUGUGAAGCUGUUUAGUGUCGUAGGAGGUUGCCAGCAUUUCGGAAGAACGUAUCACCUCCAUCUGUUAACCACCUACGGCGUCAAAGCAGAGGGCCACCAGUAGACAAUGACAAGGUAUUUCUUAAACCAGGAUUGUCGAGAGAAUAAGAAAAAGCCUCAGGAUAACUGUAAUGAAAGUGCAUCUAAAAAAUUAGAAACACAUAAAAGAAGCAAAAAGAAGCCUUCUAUAAAGAAAUCCCAAAGUGAAUUAGAAGCCCUGGUAACAGUUGUGAAGUAUAAAAGGAAGCCAUGGAGAGGUAGAAAUCAUGAAGAUGAUAGGCUUGCAGCAGCCAAGGUACAGCCACCAUGGACCAGGAAAUCAAAACGUGUCCCUGUCCAAGAUGAGAAAUUGGCUCGUCACAGUCGUGGAGAAGGUUUGUCUGGCGAUGGAAUAAAAACUAAAUUCUAUCAAAAGAAGCUAAAGAAACAUGAAGCAGAUAUUCAGUUCUCUAUAGAACAGGCAGCAAGAGCAGAACUCCUUUUACCAGAAGAAAGUGGGUUUUUGGUGGCAGAUGAAGAUGAGCUAACUACACAAUUCAGCCAACAGCAAAUUGCAUCUUCUGUAGAUAUUGCUAGUGCAACAAAACACUUUGAUUUACAUCUGGCAGAGUUUGGACCUUACAGGAUGAACUAUAGUCGGAAUGGCCGCUUUCUCCUUAUAGGAGGAAGGAGGGGACAUGUUGCUGCUAUAGAUUGGGUAACAAAGCGUCUCUUAUGUGAAGUGAAUGUUAUGGAGGCAGUUUAUGAUGUACAAUGGUUACAUGUGGAGACAAUGUUUGCAGUUGCACAGAAACAGUGGUUGUAUAUAUAUGACAAUCAGGGCAUUGAACUUCACUGCAUCAAGAGAUUAAGUAAAGUUCUUCGUAUGGAGUUCUUGCCUUACCAUUUUCUUCUUGCUACUGCGAGUGAAGAAGGGUUCCUCAGCUGGCUGGAUAUCUCCAUAGGUCAGAUGGUGUCUCAGUUCAAUACCAGAAUGGGACGAUUGAAUUUGAUGACUCACAAUCCAUACAAUGCUGUUGUGUGCCUUGGACAUUCAAAAGGUAUAGUGACAAUGUGGAGUCCAAAUGUUAAGGAACCAUUGUCCAAAAUGUUGUGUCAUCAGCAUCCUUUGCAGAGCCUUACAGUUGAUUCUCAAGGACGGUAUAUGGCAACAGCUGCAGUGGACAGAACAUUGAAAGUAUGGGAUGUCCGAAAACUGGAGGGACCCUUACAACAGUAUAAGCUUCAUGCUGUUGCAUCCAAUCUUGCAUUCAGUCAGCGAGGUUUAUUAGCUGUUGGAAUGGGCAAUGUUGUAGAGGUUUACAGGGACUGCUGCCAGAAAUCAGCUGACCGCCCGUACUUGAGGCACAGAUUGUUUAAGAGAAUUGGAAAUAUGGAAUACUGCCCUUAUGAAGAUGUUUUAGGAGUUGCAACCGAUAAUGGCUUCACUAGUUUGAUUAUUCCUGGAAGUGGAGAGCCAAACUUUGAUGCUUUGGAAUGUAAUCCCUUCCAGAGCAAGUCCCAAAGAAGAGAAGCUGAGGUGAAGUCACUGUUAGAGAAGAUUCAACCUGAAUUCAUAACAUUGGAUCCAACAGUAAUAACAGACGUUCACAUUCCGACACUUAAAGAUAAAGUGGAAGCAAAGAAAAAACUGCUCUUCCUGAAACCACCAAAAAUUGAUUUCCAGCCUCGUAAUAAGAGUGGUAAAAAGAAAGGCACUGUCAAAGUGGCACAGACGAAGAGAAUUGUCCGGGAGGGACAAAGGAGGGAAUUUGUCAAGACCUUGAAAGAAACUGGCAUUGAUAAAAUUUCAUCCUCGCAAGAAGUGGAGAGUUGUAUUGCAUCAGUAAAACACAAAACAUUUAAUGCUCUAGACAGGUUCAAACCAAAAGAGAAAAAGCAAGAGAAAGGUUAAUUAUGUUAAGCAUUUCUAGGGACUGUGGUUUGGACCAAACUGUAUGUUUCACUAUGCAUGUAACUAGCUUGUGGGUAGAAGCAAAACAAAAUGUUACCUAAGACGAGCCACAUAGUAUUUCCACUGAGAAAUAAUGUUUAUAGUUUUGUCAGCGUAUGCUACCUUGCCUGCUGCCCAUCCUAUCCCUCUGAUUACCUUGCUCUUUAUUUCUAAUGGAUGUGGGAUGCAUGGCAUCAUCCAUCAACUGUAUUUAAGUCAGGAGGCUGUGUUACAUAUUAUCAAGCUCAUAAAAAUAAACUUGUAUAGAAUCAAUCGCAGUCGUGGAUGUAUUGGCAUGAACACAAUUUCACUUGUUUGUCUUAUAUAGUGAAUACAAUAAUUGUGUUAAAUGACUAGUUACAAAAUCUCAGCAGUUGUUACAGUAUUGUAAAAUAAACUGUCACUAGAUGACAAACAAAAUGGAUUUAUUA